This is a messenger RNA of Pecten maximus, 2005 nucleotides long. RefSeq names its product high affinity cGMP-specific 3',5'-cyclic phosphodiesterase 9A-like. The record is from RefSeq and is a predicted model, not a curated record. The transcript has 4 exons. Gene Ontology annotation, biological process: cGMP catabolic process. Gene Ontology annotation, molecular function: 3',5'-cyclic-GMP phosphodiesterase activity. Lineage: Eukaryota; Metazoa; Mollusca; Bivalvia; Pectinida; Pectinidae. Bases 16 to 519 code for a protein of 167 amino acids.
UUAUUUUUGCUCUAGAUGAUGAUAAUAUUGAUGAAGGUAUCCGACAUUUCAAAUGAGGCCAGACCUAUGGAUGUGGCAGAGCCAUGGCUUGAUUGCCUACUAAUGGAGUUUUUCAAUCAGCUCUUAAUGAUAUUGAUAAAAGUAGCUGACAUUUCUAAUGAAUGUCGUCCAAUGGAUGUGGCCGAGCCCUGGCUAGAAUGUCUACUACAGGAGUUCUUCAACCAGAGUGAUGUUGAGAAGCUAGAAGGUCUGCCGGUCGCUCCAUUCAUGGACCGAGAAAAAGUGAACAAAUCUUCAUCUCAGAUUGGCUUCAUCAAGUACGCCCUGCUGCCUCUAUUUGAGUCUUUAGGAGAACUGUUUCCUGUCAUAGAGGCGGACAUUAUCCAGCCAGUACGGACGGCCCUGGAAUACUACACAGACAUGCACAAGGCUUUGGAAGAGGAGAAAAAGAAGCGUGAUAGUGUAGGGGACUUAUCGAAACAGAACGGCAUUACACAGCCAAGUCAGAUUUCCACAUGACCCUUGCUCCCCCUCCGUCGCUCCUAGUGGACUAGUCUCAUAUACCUGCCAAGCUGUGAGAUACCAGCUGACACCCCUGAUGAUGUGUAAUGGUGCAAUCCCCUCUUUGUUGUGAUGGGUUCCAUAUUCAGAUAAAGGGGACAGAAAUAUUUUUCAUAAGUGAUAUGUAUUCUUUUAUGAUGGAUGGUGAACCUGGCAAGUAUUGAUUUAAAUCUGACUCUGUCGAAAUAUAUUGAAGGUCUUCAAGAAGGCCAGGUAAAAAAAUUGAUUCAGUGACUAGGCUGGUGAUAGUUUGUCUCAGGACCUGAGAGAUUUUGAGGACAUGUGGUGAUUCUGUGGUCUCAGGACCUGAGAGAUUUGGAGGACAUAUGGUGAUAGUUUGUCUCAGGACCUGAGAGAUUUUGAGGACAUAUGGUGAUAGUUUGUCUCAGGACCUGAGAGAUUUUGAAGACAUUGUUGUGAUACCUUUUUUUAUUUCAGGAGCUGAGAGAUUUUGAGGAGACGUUGUACUGCCUUAGAUUCAUGAACACCUCCUGUUACUAAUAGUUUUCAUUUUCAAUUUUAUGUUAAAAAAAUAUUUUAAAAUGUUUAUUUAAAAUCUUUGAGAUGUUGAUAAUAAUUUCUUAUCUGUGAACUCAGAAUGUUAUGUGAAUGAUGUUUUAACUUAAUGAGGUCCUCGGUGUGAGGACAUUCAUUUGUAAUUGGAGAACAAUGAUAAAAACUACAUAUUUAUACUCGGAUGUAGAAUCAGUCGUUUCAGCAAAUCUGGGACACAGGUUUGUAUUGUCUUUACUGAAUUACAUAGGAAAUGAUGUUUUAUAUAGAAACCAACUCAGUCAUGUUUAGUUCGUUUGAAGGAAUUUAUAAUUCUUAUUUUAAGGACACAGGAGACAAAGUCUUAGAUGACCUAUUACGACUGCCGUUUGUAUUGUCCGGCGUCAUGUGUCAUCACAUUUCACAUUUUCGACUUCUUCUCCAAAACUCAGCUGAGGCCAAUUCUGUGAAUCACCUUGGGUAUAUUUUCACAAAUUAUUCGACAUCUUAAGUUGAUAACAGCAUAUCUCAGUGAACAUGAUUAUAAGCUCAUAUUUGUCUAAAGUAAAAGUACUAAAAUUGAGAAUAUUGUCAUGGAAACGAAACCAAAUAUUGUAAAUCCAAUACAGAUUUGAUGAAACACGGGCAAUAUAUGAACGAAAUCUCGAUUUAAAUGGAGACCCUUGAAUUGAGUACAAGGAGAACAGCCAGUUCUUGAAGGAUAGAAUAGGAUGUUUCUUUAUCCUGCUAUAUUUUUCAUUGCUAAAAGGGCUUAUUACAGGAUAACUACGGUACUGAUAUUUAGCACCAGGGCUUAUUACAGAAUAACUACGGUACUGAUAUUAGGCACCAGGGCUUAUUACAGGAUAACUACGGUACUGAUAUUUAGCACCAGGGCUUAUUACAGGAUAACUGCGGUACUCAUAUUAAGCACCAGGGCUUAUUACGGGAU